AUGAAAAAAAUAAGCAAAAAGCCUAUUAUACUAAAACCACUUGAUAGCUCUUUUGGAGUAUAUCUUCCCCUUGACAGCCCCAGAUCUGCUUUACUACCAUCAGUAAAAUUCCCUGAUAUCUUUAACGCAGUAAUUUCUGAGGCUGUUUCACGGUCACGCAGCCACAGCGAAGUCCCCAAAUGUGCUCGGAAAGAGCCUAAAUUUGAAAAUAAUACAAUAGUUGGCCAAGCUAUUGAAGGAAUUUUUAAAAUUCUCCCCCAAAACGCUUUAGGAGAAGUUAAAGUUUAUGAUUUAGUAAGAUUUUUUAUUAGUCUCAAUCUGUCUGCGAGCUCAAAAAGCAUUGUCUCUAUAUUCACAAUCGACGAAUCCAGGCCUUUUAAUAUGCUUACUAUUAGCAAACAUCAUCUCCUUAUGAUGUGUGAUGAUUCUUACGCAGAAAAAACACUAACAAUUUUGAUUUCUGAACACAAAAAGUCCAAAGUUUUAUCGUUGAAUCACCGAAACUACCGGGUGAAAAAUCCUCAGUCAGAGUUCGAUCAGCUUUUAGCAGCAAUCCACAAUAUAUGGGACAGAAUUGACAAAGAUAAUAUCGGGUAUUUGUUUUGGCUAGACAUCGCUAAAAGUUUAGUUGAGCUGGGAGUUAUUCGCAAUAUCUCGAAAGGAAAAAGGUUGCUCGCAUGCUUUAGAAACGAAAACGUAAAGUUCUUACAAUUUCAAAGCCUAUUUUAUAAAGGCUUGGUGAGGAAAUUAAUUUUGGAUGUUGCUAAGAUUCUACAGUCCUCUAAAGCUCAGCAUAUUUCACCAUUCAUUGCAAUUUCGACUAGGAGAAGGAGAAUUCUACUAUCAAAUGCGAUUAACAAAUCUAACAACGAUAUAAGUGUUUUUCAACAAAUCAAUGAUUAUGAAAUAGAAUAUAGCAAAGGUUCUAUUAAAAAUAAUGUAAUAUCAUAG
Messenger RNA from Blepharisma stoltei, 951 nucleotides. The record is from the annotation of a GenBank genome assembly. NCBI's taxonomy places the organism in Eukaryota, Ciliophora, Heterotrichea, Heterotrichida, Blepharismidae.